Macrobrachium nipponense is the source of this 10261-nucleotide messenger RNA. RefSeq names its product la-related protein Larp4B-like (gene Larp4B). Bases 145 to 3930 code for a protein of 1261 amino acids. The record is from RefSeq and is a predicted model, not a curated record. Gene Ontology annotation, cellular component: cytoplasmic stress granule; cytosol. Gene Ontology annotation, molecular function: mRNA 3'-UTR binding. Gene Ontology annotation, biological process: positive regulation of translation. The transcript has 13 exons. Lineage: Eukaryota; Metazoa; Arthropoda; Malacostraca; Decapoda; Palaemonidae.
GCGAGAGGGGCAGCGCGAAUAUCCGGCGGUGGAGUCGGGCAGGAGGAGGGAAGAAGAAGCCCGUGGAAGAUGUUGUAGCAGAGAGUCGAGUGUCGAGUCUCUCUCGCCGCUGCUUUCUUUGCCUUCGCCCACAGUCCUCCUUAAAUGAUGUUCUCGACCAUUUCCGACAGCGGCGACGCGGCUUUUACACGGGACGCCCCGGCCCCAGUUUACCCCUUCAUGAAUGGGGAUGUUGGCAAGCAGUAUUGCGGGGCCUGCCCCCCCUCCACUCCCGAUACUCCCACACCAAUGGCAGUAGAGUCACCGGUGGAGGCUUCUGCCUCCUGUUCCACCACUACCACUACGACUACAUCCUCCUCUUCCUCUGCCUUCUUGGAAACUUCCUCCAAUGGUGUUGCUGUAUCCACAGAAACACCUUCGCUGAGUAAGCCGUCUGUCACAGAGACUAUAGAAGAAAUGGCUGCAUCCUCACCGAACAGUGAGCAAGAAAGGAUUCCAGAGGAUGGCAGUAUUUCUGUUAGCAGUGGCCAACAGAAUGGUGAAAUGCCUGUGGAAGGGGACAGUCAACAGACAAGUACUACUUCGUUAUUGCCUCCAACUCCUUCGCUGUCCUCUCCGGUUCCUUCUUGCAGUAGUGAUGCAGCUCAAGAAGGCGUCUCUGGUCAGCCAGUAAAUUUGGAAGAAAUGAAUGAAGAGAGGGGAAAGAGUGGAGAACUGACCACCCCUGCUACUACCAGUGAGAAUCAGGGCACACAGACUACCCCAGCACAAACUCCAACUCCAACUCCAGUUACUCCAGCAGCCACUCCAGUGGCACAGCAACAGCAGGCCUCACAACCACUUACACGGGACCAGAUACAGCAGAUGGUAGCACAGCAGGUGGAAUAUGUUUUUUCCAGAGAGAACCUGAACAACGACCCUUACCUUAUAUCACAGAUGGAUAGUGAUCAGUAUGUACCAGUGUUUAUAUUGGCGAAUUGCUCUCAAUUCAAGAAUAUCACUAAUGAUCACAGCAUUAUUGUGGAGGCUUUGAAAGAAUCACCUUGUGUACAGUUAGAUGAGGAGAACAACAGAGUUCGACCUAAUUACAAACGUUGUAUUGUGAUUCUCAGAGAAAUUCCAGAAACAACACCUGUUGAAGAAAUUGAGGCUGUAUUUAAAAGUGAUGAUUGCCCUAAAGUAGUUUCAUGCGAAUUCGUCCACAAUUCAUCGUGGUAUGUAACAUUUGAGUCUGACGAAGAUGCACAAAAAGCUUAUUGGUUUCUAAGAGGAACUGUGCAAACAUUCAAGGGUAAGCCCAUUCUAGCAAGGAUAAAGACAAAGCCAGUUUCAAGAUUAGGUUGUUUAUCAGUAUUACCAUCUUAUGGAGGUAAAAGUGGGACUGAAGGCAAAGAUGGAUCAGGUCCUCCUUCUACACCAGGGUCAGCUGGUCUACCCUCAGGACCAGGAACUCCACAACAGAAUGCCAAUUUUUCUGCUCCCACUGGCCAGCGUUUCAUGUAUUCACCCCCGACUUCAGUUAGCGCAAACUCCUAUACACACACCUAUACGAUGCCGGCAAAUAUGCCGACUGCCUUUUUCUACCCCAACAUGGUGCAGUGGACAACACCAGGUGGUUUUUAUGACAUAAAUGGAUUCUUACAAUUUAAUGGACUUUCACCACAAGCUGCCUUUAAACCCCCGACUUCAAACCAUAAUGUUAGAUAUAAUCAGAACCGAAGGAAUAAUAAACGUGAUGGUAAUCGCUUUGACAAAGGUGAUAAUCGACAUAAUAAUGCAGGCAGUCAAGGUGGUUCGAGUGGUAAUAACCAAGGUGGUCAUAUGGGUGGCCAUUAUCACCCUGGCCAGAGACCCUAUCACAGACCUCAAUCUUCUCAGUCUCCUUCACUACCUUCUCAUCGGUCGAAUCACCCUAUGCCUUCCAGUAAUGGAGGUCCACCUCCCUCUCCACCACCACCUUUACCACCACCCUCCCAUCCUGCAACACCAGUGUCAACUGUCACCGCCAGCAACAACCAUCCUAACCAUCUCAGCUUUGCUCAUUGCGACCUCGCCAUAGUUAGUGAAUCAGAUUUAUAUACAUCAUUUAGUCCACCAAUGGGGUCGGCACAAGUGAUACGCAGUGAUAAGAAAGAGGUGGUGACAGUAUGUAAGAACACUACUAGUAGUACUUCAGCAUCAUCUCAGUCUGUGAACACAUCGGCGAGUUCUUUGAACCCUCCACCCUCAAGUACGUCUCUGCUCAAUGCCACAGUGUCCACUGUGGCAACUGCAACUUCUGUCACUUCUGCUGCAACCACGUCUGCUGUUGCUCCUACAAUGACUACCAACAGCACCACUCAGAUUCCUUCUCCACACCAACAGGGUCAGGGUCCUCCUCCACCACCACCACCCACCCAUCACCAUGUGCAGCAACACCAGCCAUCUGGGCAACCACAUCGCAGCAGCUAUAGUAAUAAUAAUGCAACCAGUAAUGACCAUUAUCACCACUAUCACCAUCAUUAUCCCAUGCCGAGGGAUCCUCAGACUGCUCGGCAGUUAUCCCGUGGGGCACGUCGACGGCCUCGUGGACGUGAUGACGAAGCAGCAGCCAGUGGCAGUGGUCGCAGUAUGCCUCAGCGAGGUAACAAUGCUCAGCCACCAGCUGCAGACAAAUCUGGUAACAAUAGCCAGGAAUCAACCCCGCCCCCACCUCCACCACCACAGUUUGACCUACAGGCUACAGCAUUUCCACCACUUCCAGGUGCCGAUGAGCAGACCCCCGUAGCGGAAGAGAAAAGACCUGCCGAACCACUUCCUUCUCCAUGGGGAAGUGAUACACAGCGCUUUUCUGAUGUGAUGAAAGGAACAGCGAAACCCAGACCAACCUCUCAGUCAUCAGAAAAAGACCUCCCCCAGGAAUCUGUGGUGUCUGCACCUCCAAACACAUCAUCAGCUUCAUCCCCUUGCCCCACUGUAACUGCAGCACCCACAGUUGUAGCAGCAGCCACACAAGCUAGUCAAGUUUCCUCCUCCACGGCCACAAUUCCUAGCCCAUCUCAGGGUACAACAGUUGUAGUUGCAGUUACAUCGUCAGCGAAUGUAGCCUCUAGUAGUUCAGCAGUUACCACACAACAGAGUAGUGCUUCACAACCUAGUUCGAGUACUAACAAGCAAAGUGAUACAAGACAAAUACCUCGGGAGCAACGUGGGGUGCGUGAAGAUCGCCGUGUUGGAGCCAGUGGUGGACACAGAGACAGAAGGGAUUAUGCCAGGGACCAUCCAAGAGAAUAUUCGCGUGACCAUCGAGACAUGAUGCGAUCAGGAGGAAACAAUAUCCGUGACAGAGACUAUCACCGUGCAGGAAGGGAAGGAAAUUUGAGGAGUGGAAAGGAGAACAGACCUCUCCCAACACGCCAGUGGAAGGAAGACAAAGCAGAUGCUGAGGGGUGGAUCACCAAAGGUCCAAGGGAGCCACGCUGCCACAGAGAUGCAAAUCGAGAUAGAGAGAGACCAGAGUCGAGGGAGACUCGAACACCUUUGGUGAAUGGAGAUUCUUCACCGCCACCUUCUCCCAAGACUCCCAAAACUGAUGCGAAAGUGAAUAGUGAAGAGAGCAAUGCAGAAUACAAGCUAAGUUGUUCGCAGUCAUUAAACAAUAAUGAUGGGGAGCACAAAACAAGUUGGGCAAAAAUGGCGUUGGCAUCCAAGGAACACAUGGAGAGAUUGGCAGCCGAGCUCAAAGAGAAAGAAGAACAGGAAAAGAAAUUGAGAUUUCAUACCAGACCUCAGACUAAACAACCUCAAGAGAAAGUUUUGAUACCCCGUGAGCGAGACGGCAAGCCUAUGAGGAGAGAUGGACCGCCGAGGGAAAAUCGUCUCUCAAGUGAACGAGGAGGCCCCGUGCCAUUCAGACCCCGUGAUUCUGCCAGACCGAAGUCACCAAAAUGAAGAACUCGACUCUGAUUUGAAUGUGGUGAUGACGACGAACCAGAGACGGCUGCCCUCCAGGCUGGGGAAUCACUUACAGGGAGCUUAUUUAAAUGGAAGGAAUAAUCAUAAGACAAUAUGGUUGGUCUUGCCUUGUCCCAACACAGACCAACCCAUUGCAAGCGAGGUUGUUGCAUUUGCAUUGCUAGUUUUGCUCUCCCUGGUGAUUUCUAUAUUAGAACAAGUGUUGUAACCCCAGCCUGGUGACUCUGCACCCCACGUCCGGCCCAAUUAGUGCUGUAGCACGUGGCUGCAUCAUCCUUCUCCAGUGCCUAUGCUGCCUGCCAUUAUUAUAUGUAUAUAGUGAAAACAUUGUGCGCUGUUAGCUCCGUAUGCAAUGUGCUCGACUGGAGAGUCAAUUAUGACCGGUGCCAAAAUUAUGGCAGUUUUGCUUAAUUGUACAGUUGAGAGUUUAUUUUUGACAAUAAUAGCCUUGUAAAUUAAUGAGAAAAUUUUGGAGCCAUUCCUCAGAACUUGGUGUGGCAUUGUGAAUUGUGUAUAGCUACUUAUAUUAAAAGAGUGCUUGCCUGUGACUUGGCUGAAUCAAAAACCAUGAACAGCCAUUUGAGUGUGUGAUGGCAAUGAUUAUUACUUGGGGACAAUUCCUUGUCGUCGACAAGGGCUCCCUCGUUGGUGCUCAAAUGAAAAACAUUUUACAGGAAUAGAAAAACAUAGGAAACAACAAACCUUUAGUUGCAUUAUUGGCACCUCCCAUUAUUUUUGGCUGUGACCUAAGAAGCAAGUUUCUUCAGUGAAGAAUAUGUGGCUUGCUUGCUUUACCUAGAAAUGUAUCUUACAUCAUUGAUGAAUAUAUGAAGAGGAAGAAGUGUUUGUUAUUAUAGCAAAUUCAAGGAGCUGCUAGUGAGUACAUUGAAUAUCGAAGGGCUUUGUAUGAGUGAAGUGCAUUUAAUCUACAGUGAUAGCAAUUCUGAAUGCAGAGUUGUUUUAUUUGAAGCGCGAAUGGAGCAAGUGUUAUGUGAUAUGCAAGUGUAAGUGUUUGUUGUUUGUAGUGAAGAAUGGAUAAUGAGUGUAUGCUGUGAAAAUGGUUUGAUCAAAUAUUGGGACUUGUGCCUGGUUACUUUUACUCUGUCUUUCGAGUGGUUCAUGCUUGGUUGUGUAGCCCCUUGAUCAUCAUUGACUACAUGCUGGCAUAAGAUUGGGAUGUGUGUAUGCAUUGCAUAAAUGGUGUUGAUGUACAUAAAUGUGCUAAAGCUAUAAGACUGGCAAGUAAGGUAAGGUUACCUCCUCUCAUCCUGUGUAGAGACCCAGGUUGUGAAUGAAUGUCUUAUGGAGUGUGACAAACUUUCUGAUUAAAGUGAGAAAAAAGAAAAAAAACCUGUGGGAUUUGCUAAGAAACCCCACCUUGGAAACUUAACACUAAUCCCAAAGUUUGGGUGUGCAGUGAUAUGUAGUGAUAACCGAACCUCAAUUAAAACAUAAAAAGUUUAAAAAAUAAAAAAAAAAAUUGAUGCACUCUGAAUGGUAAUUAUUGUAAUGAAGACGAAAUUAUUUGACAUUCGUGACAAUAAAUUUUCGUGUUUACUAGUUGGUCGUUUAGGAGUGUUUUAUCUUGGGUGAUCAUCCUGUAGCUUGAUAUUCAUCUUUGAAAAGCUUUGGGUGAUUAUACAGUAUAUAUAUAUACAUAUGAAUUUUUUCUUUCUAAUUUCAAAGAAGAUAGUGUUUGUACAGAAAUGGAUAAUUUUUUUUUUGAAGAUCACAACCCAGUCCAGUGAAUUUGCUUUCUGUGGAAAUAUUAACAGUUAAUGUGGUAAUAUAUAUUAUACUAUUGGAUAUAAUAGGUUGAAUUGAUUGAAGGUGUGUGUCUGGACUGUCCUGAGCUUGGUUAAGUGGUACACACUACACAGACUGAGUGCAUUUUAUUUCCAAGUGCUCCUGUUUGCAAAAGCAUUUAUGAUUUGUAAAUGUCUUACCAGAUAACGUAUUUGGUUGUCUUCAGUGUUUAAUGGUAUACAGUUUUAUUACAAAAUGUGAUGGCUUCCAUAAUUUCCAUUUGCUACUGUAAUUGCAGAUGUAUAGUAUUCAUAUCUAUAUCAAAUUGCUUAUUGGCCUUGAGGCCUAAAGCUUUGACCCACAGAAAUGAUACCUAGGCUUAGCAGCCAAAGUGCUUGCAAGCAAAAUUUGAUACAAAAAUUAUAAAUCCCAUUUUAGAGUAUAGAUUGACAAUUAAAAAGAAUAUAAAUGAGCCGGCCUCAAAAGACUGAAACUGCUAAUCGACGCAAUGAGGUUGUGCACUCGUUGACCAUUAGUUUUUGGAUUUCUUCAUUGUCAUCAUUCUGAUUUUGUGUGUGUAAGCACCAUGCCUUUAUUGAUGCAUGUUAGUGGUGUGAGGUUGGUAAUUCAUAAGAUUUGUUUAAUUCAAGGGAGAAGAAAGUCCAAAGUGUUAAGAAGAAAUUUUGCCUUUUGUCUAGAAGGGAAGUUCUUGAACACAAAAAGAGACAGCAGCAUUACAAUCAGUGGAGAAUGGCCCUUUGUAAUACUCCCUUUAAUUUUGAGGAUUUCGUUGUAUAGAUACAAGUACGUACUGUUAUUCAUUUCAAUUGCAGACAGAGCUCAGACUUUUUUGUUAUCAGUAUCUUUGAAGGGAAAGGAAUUAUAUAGGAAGUGAAGUAUAUUAGUCAUAUUGUGUACCUUGCAUAGAAGUGUUUAGUUUCCUCCUCUUUAAGCAGAGUUAUGAAGACAUAAGCAUAUCCUCAUUAUUUUAUACUGUACAUGUCAUUACUCACUAAUAAUAGUUUCCAUUCAGUUAUUUUAAGGAAAAAUGAUGUAGAAUAGGUUCUAGUUGAUGAUUUGACUUUACUGUUCUUCUGGUUUCCAGUUUAGGAAACACCCUUGGCCAUGGGUCAUUAGCUGGAAAAAUUCUCUCUCUCUCUCUCUCUCUCUCUCUCUCUCUCUCUCUCUCUCUCUCUCUCUCUCUCUCUCUCUCUCUCUCUCUCCUUCCUUCCUUCCUUCCUUGACCUGGAAUCUAAACCUUUUCUAGAUUGUAUUUAGAGGGAUGGGUGUUUAAACCGCGAUUCACAGUUCCUUUUCCAUGGACAUGCAGUUUUGACUGAAAUGUGGUGCAUUGCCUGUGGAUGAGUUUUGUAAGGAGUCGUAAUGGUGUCCUCUAUUAUGAGUGAUCAGAAAUGGAGCCAAGGUCAGUGUGUCCAUUCUUACAUUUUAUUAUAUUAUUUAAUUUAUUAUUACCCAGCUUUUUUUGUGGAGCCAUUAUUUUUAAUUUGGGGGUUCAGAUGAAAAUUGUCAUACAUACGCAGCCAUUUGUUAAAGUAUGUGAUAAAGGGAAGUUUGAGAAAAUUUGUGGCAUUUUACAGUGUAAGACAUAAUUUAGUUGCUUUUGGAUUUAGUGUGAUUAUGUAAAGAGCAGUUUUGUUAUGCAUGCUUGCAUUUAGCUAUAAUACAGUCUGUGUUUUGGUUGGAUACUGAUUUCUUUGGUGCAAUUUUCCAUUUAGCAGCAUUUUUGAAGUCCCUGAUAAUACGUUCAGAGAAGACAUCAUUGCUGACUACAACUUUCAUGUCUUUCUGAGGAAAGGGUUAAUAUAUGUAUAUACAUAUAAAUAUAUUGAGUUUGUAUUCAGAAUAUAUAAAUAUUUUCAUUUGUUACCAGUCUGAGAAGUACAGUACUACCUACAUGAAAUAAGUAGUCUGCUGAUGCAAAGUCAUUGUGACGAUCACUAGUCUUUUUCCCAUUCCAAGUGCACGAACACAGGAGAAAUGUAGAACCAGCCAGUGUGGUAGGUAACUGCUACUUUUUAAAUGAAAUUGAACUUUAGCCCAGUUAAAUCACUUAGUACUGUAUAUAUGAAUUAUAAGUACUUGCAAGUGGAAACUUGUACUAUAUCUAGAAAAUAUUUAAAUUAUGGUAGAGGCUUAGGAGGAGAUCUUGAAGUAUCUCUGUACACAAGACUGAUUUCAUUUUUUUUUUUUUUUUUUUUUUUUUUUUUUUUUUUUUUUUUUUUUUUUUUUUUUUUUUUUUUUUUUUUUUUUUUUUUUUUUUUUUUUUUUUCCCACCUGCUUGGUCCUACAUGUGCGUGCAGUCUUGUAGAAUUUAACACGCCCUUGUGUCAGUUUAUAUUUCCUCAAAUGUGCGACUGACCACCACAGUUACUCAGGAACCACAGUACCGUCAGAUGACAGUGAUUGAGGAUUCAUUAGGUUGCUGUUGAUGAGUUUAUUUUGCAGUGGGUUGGGUUGGGUGGGUGGGAGGGAGGGAGGGAGGGAAUGCUGUCUGUCUCACUGUUUUUAGGGUGCUGAUGAUUUUGAAUAAUUUCUAUGAGAUUAGGUAUUGUGAAUAUCAUAAUGCACUUAAGUGUUGGUGACAUGAUCAUAGACUUGGUGUAACAUUGUGGCUUAACUGUUCAUAUAAUGAUCCCAUCAGAUACAAGGAAGAGAUGCUGAUGGGGUUUUGUGGAAUUUCAUAUAGCCUUAUCCCCUUUUCUCAGAUGAUGUGGAUUAUUUUAUUUUAUUUAUUUUUUUUUUUUUUUUCUAAGAUGUACUGCCACCAAUAUUGUAAUAUUUGCUCUCAAGUGAUGUUAAUAAUCCUGAUGUUGUUCUGUUGUGCUGUGCGCAUUGUUCAGUUUGUCUCAAGUGGUUAUAUACUAUUGAUAUGCCAAUAUGCAAGAUGUGCAAGGUGUGUGUGCAAGUGCGCGCGAUCUCAACCUUUUAAUUUAAAAUUGACAUUAGCAAUGUAUUGAACUCCACCAGCCUCCUAUAGAGUGAUUCUCUGGACAGACUUUGUGAAGGAGGAAGCCAGGGUAUAUUAUAAUUCUUAAUUAUUAUUAAUUAUGAUUAGUAUUCUAAGAACACUUCCAUGGCUGUCACAUCACUACCUUUUUCUCACUCGCUCAACACAAAACCAUUUUAUUGUUUCUGUUAAAAAUUUAGUUUGACAAAAUAAAUUUCGCAUGUGGUUUUCAGAACAGACCUUUUGACUUGAGUCCUUUUGAUUUUUUAUUUUGAUUUUAUUAUUUUCUCAAUUUAUUUUAUGUUUUUAUGUGGGCUGUGAGCUGCUACCUGUCCAAAGAUUUACUCGUAUAUAUUUGUGGUUUGUUAAUAUCUAAGAAAUAUAUUUAUGCCUUGGAUAUGAAGUGGAUUUAUAGAUAAUGCUUCUGGUAAAAUGACCAAUUCAUAAUCAGGUAGUGUAACUUGCCCUUAUUGCUCUCAUCUUGAAUACAUACAGUAUCUGUCAGCAAGCUGGGUGAAUGGUACUGGCAUUCCUUUCAAUAUUAAUAUUGUACGUCUGUAUGAAGAAAGAUAUAGUUUUCUAUGCUUGUCAAACUUGCAUAAUCAAAUGCUGGUGAUGAUGCUGAUGAUAGUGUAACUAUAUAAAGAUAGUUAUGAAAGGAUGAAAGGAAAGUGAUUUCUAGUAACCUAUUCAGAACACUCACAAGGAAUAUAUUUACAUAUAUCCAGUUGAUUAGUGGUUUCUGUUUUAAAUGCUUCCUUCAAAAACAGCAGCAUAUUGAUUGUUUACCCCAAAGAAAAAUAUCAGAAUUGUUUUUAUGUAAGUGUCAUUUACUACUGGAUUUCUACCUAGAAAUGGAUAAACAUUGAAGCUGAUCCUUGGCAUUCCCAGUGGUACCUAUACUUACAACAAGCAUAGACUCCAGUAAUUUUAUUUAUUUAUUUAUUUUUUUAAUACUUGGUCUCCAAAGUUGCUCCUAGCAUUUGCACAAGUAGACUUUUUAUUGCUUUCCAAGUUUUCCAUUUGCAAAUGAAGUAAAAAGGAUGAGAUGGAAUAAAACACAGGUCACUGAACUAUGUCCUUGUGUACUAAUUGUCUGUCACUAAUCCAGUUUCCAAGACCACUGAAAACGCUGUCAUUGUUGCUGUUUAAUGUGACUGAUCAUAGAGUAACCAAAAGAAUUUUGAAAGUGAAUCCACCCUGGUUACUUGCAUUGUUUUUUCUAUAUGGAGAAGAUACUGGAAAACAUAAUUUAGAAAGUUAUCAUGUUUUGUAUUUCUUGCCUUUGAGUAACAACUUGGAAACAUGAAAGUAAUGGGAGUAGGGAAUCCUUGCGUUCUGUUUUAUUACUGUGACAAGAUCUGAAAUUUGUUGGCACUGAUGAUUCAUGAGUCAUCUUUGUUAAAAGAAUGUCUACUGUAGAGUGCAUCUGCCUGGCAAUAUUACAGAAGCCUUGCUGGAAGUAGAGGAGAAGGAUUAAAUGAGCAAGUUUCUUCAGUAUCUCUUAUAGAGACAAAAAAGAAAAAAAAAUUGUUUUCUGUUAAAAGCAUUGCAUAGUUUGUCAUCCUCACAAUUAAAAGCAUACACACCCUC